Messenger RNA from Clonostachys solani, 1491 nucleotides. The record is from the annotation of a GenBank genome assembly. Lineage: Eukaryota; Fungi; Ascomycota; Sordariomycetes; Hypocreales; Bionectriaceae.
UACAAGAUGGCCUGGACCGAGCUGUAUACAGAGAUAAGACUCAUGAUCCUCCAAGCUCUCGUGGAAGACGACGAUUGCAACUUUGCAGACUUGGCUGUAGUGUCGAGGGAGUGGCAGGGCGUAAUCGAGCAACGCAAUUUCAAUCGAAUCAGACUCACACCGUCACGUAUCGCUGAGCUCGAUACGAUGACACUUCGUCACCGAAACCACGUACGCUACUUGUGGUUUUGCCUAGAACUCGAACAAUACGGUUGUCCAGAGUGCGCCCCCGAGGAUGAGGCUAUCUACUCGACAAGCACCAGCGACGAUGCUCUCAUAACGGCAGCAUUUCGCCAUCUCUUCUCAAUCAUCAGCACCUGGGCACCAGAUAGCCGUCUGUCACUUGAUAUAAGUGUCUACUCAACAAGCGACCGAGACCAUUGGUUCAAAUAUCUGACCUUUGAACCUGAUGCCUCGCCAAAGUCGGGCAGGCAUGGUCAGGAGCUGGAUCCAGAGACAGUGCCAGCUGGAAAGAAUGACCGCAGACAUCAAUGGGAUACAUUUGGUUUGAUUCCGGUUCCUCUACAAUCUGCCAUUGAGAAAGUCUUUGUCCCGAUCAUGGGAACUGGCGAUGACGAGCAAGAAAACGAAUGGUGCCGGCAGUUGCCACAAGUACCAGCAAUAAAACGCGUUUUAUUGCGCCAACAAACCCGCCGCCGUUGGAACUCUGAGGACCUUGCUGAAAUUUUUGCUCGUCUCCCUAGACUGCAUGAGCUGUGUUAUGAACCUUGGAGAGAGUGGGAUGAUAUCCUUCAGAAAUCGACGGAUGCAACAUUUCUCAAUCUUCUUCAGUCGCUGCCCCUUAGGAGGCUGAGUAGUCUAAGUAUCUUCGAGAAUUUCAACCAGCGGUAUACCCACGCCUAUCUGCCUAUGGAUUGCUCUUAUAUUCGGACCCCAAGCCCUGAUAUUAGUCAAAUGCUUUCUAGGAUCAGUACCAACUUUGAACAUCUCUCCGCGUCAUUCAUGGUGGAUGCGAGCGACUUCUUUGGUGCCGAAGAGUAUCAAUCCUCACAGAGGUGGCCGAAUCUGAAGUCUUUGGUCCUCACCUCGCAGCUGCUUGCACCAGAUAAGAGCCACACCAGCAUUAUGAAUAUGCUUCAAGAAGCGGCAUUGAGGAGUGCUUGUAUGCCGCAGCUCGAGAGCAUGGAAAUAUGGAAUGGACGAGCAGGUCUCGCGGCACUCUUUAGAUAUGAUGGACGGACCAAACCUUCCAUUCUUGAGUGGAGAAGCACCUGGGAUAUUAAUCUGGGGCUCUCCGUUAUCCAGGCUUGGGAAGCGGUCAGCAUGGAGCGGUCGGGUCAUGGAGUGGAAUUGGUGUACGGAAGGCUUGAAAGCGAGAAUAUCCUUUCUCACGCUGACGCUAUACUCGCACUGGAUUUACCAGAGCUCGUCAUUCGGCCUGUUUCGUUGCAUCAAAUUCGGAGGGAACACAGUUUCCGUCGCAUUGCCUGA